Messenger RNA from Solea solea (common sole), 4494 nucleotides. RefSeq names its product cytoplasmic phosphatidylinositol transfer protein 1-like. Gene Ontology annotation, biological process: phospholipid transport. Lineage: Eukaryota; Metazoa; Chordata; Actinopteri; Pleuronectiformes; Soleidae. Gene Ontology annotation, cellular component: cytoplasm. The record is from RefSeq and is a predicted model, not a curated record. Bases 274 to 1314 code for a protein of 346 amino acids. The transcript is spliced from 9 exons. Gene Ontology annotation, molecular function: phosphatidylinositol transfer activity; phosphatidylinositol binding.
UAGGAGGGACAGUCCUGAACCGAGCUCAUAUCUGUUCUGUCGUUCACCACCGCAAAGAGAGAGAGAGAGUUUUUAUGUGUCCGCUGGUUCUGAUGAACGAAAUCAGCCGUGACUCGGAGUGUGUUUCUUAACCCGGGAUAACCAUCCUCCCACAUGCGCUGACACGUCUCCAGAUAUUACACACAUCCCGUCGGGCGGCAGAGGGAGCAUUUACUGGGGCUGCGUUGACACACUGUGCAACUCACACACACACUCACAGCAAAGAGGGGGAAGAUGUUAAUGAAGGAGUACAGGAUAUGCAUGCCACUCACGGUGGAGGAGUACCGGAUUGGACAGCUGUACAUGAUCAGUAAACACAGCCAUGAGCAGAGCGAUCGAGGGGAAGGGGUGGAGGUCGUCCAGAACAUACCAUUCGAGGACCCGACACACGGCCAAGGACAGUUCACAGAGAAACGGGUCUACCUCAACAGUAAAUUACCCACCUGGGCUCGAGCAGUGGUUCCCAAAAUCUUCUACGUGACAGAGAAAGCGUGGAACUACUACCCUUACACCAUAACAGAAUAUACUUGCUCAUUCCUGCCUAAGUUUUCCAUCCACAUAGAGACAAAAUAUGAGGACAAUAAAGGAUGCAAUGACAAUAUCUUCGACACAGAGCUAAAGGACCAGGAGAGGGAGGUGUGCUUUGUAGACAUCGCCUACGAUGAGAUCCCUGAGCGCUACUAUAAAGAGUCUGAGGACUUGCGGUAUUUCAAAUCAGAGAAGACGUCACGGGGGAUCCUUCAGGAGGGCUGGAGAGACACCCACAACCCCAUCAUGUGCUCGUACAAACUGGUCACUGUCAAGUUUGAGGUGUGGGGUCUGCAGACAAGGGUGGAGCAAUUUGUUCACAAGGUGAUUCGUGAUGUGUUACUGCUGGGACACAGACAAGCAUUUGCAUGGGUGGAUGAAUGGAUUGACAUGACAAUGGAUGAAGUGAGAGAGUUUGAGCGGACCAUACAGGAGGCCACCAACCAGAAGAUCGGGAUGUUCCCCCCGUCCAUCUCCAUCAGUGAGACACCCUUGUCCUCCUUUGCCCUCAAUGGCCCUGCCAGCGCCCCCUCCACCCCCAUGUGCACUGAUGCACCCGAGUCCCUCUCUGUCCCCAAGGACCGUCCCCGAAAAAAGUCUGCUCCGGAAACCCUGACCCUUCCUGAGCCUGUUUCAAGUGGCGCUCCUCAGGGCUCUGCUUUGAGCCCGCUACCCGUGUCAAACCACAUCCAGACAUCCACACCACCUUCCUCCAACUCUGACCUUGCUGAGAUAGAUGAACAGUAAAAGGAGCCUUGGGACACCAUUACCACCCCCCCCCCCCCCCAACUCAUUCCACUCAACCCCACUGUCUUAGGAGCCAAUGACAAUAGAUCAACCUCCAAACACCAGUGCCCAAACAUUCUAGUUCAAGUUUGCCAGACAUAGCCAGUGAUUUUUCAUAAUCUUGAGUAUAGAAAUCCUAAUCCGUUUAGUUGAUACCGUCCGGGCAGCUGUAGUUUCAGCCACGAUGACACGCUGAGUAAGCUAUCAUAACGGACCACCUAUGAUGUCUAAUCAAAACAAAGACCAUCUGAUAUUAUUAUGGUUGAGUGGCUGUACCGUAUGUUAUACGAAGUGAAUUUUCAUCAUUUCCUCAGUUAUGUUUCUCCAAUGAGAUGAGCUGAUGGCUUUUGUGCUAUUGAACUAUGAAGUAGUUGCCUUAGCACCACAGGGCCAGUGGUGUUUAUGAGUUUGACAGUGUGUGCAAAUGAAUGACACACAUUAGAAACUAAAAGUGACAUAAAUGACACAGACUAGCACAGUAGACCUAUUAUGUUAAACUAGAAAGCCAAGUGCCCUCGUAAAUCUGCUGUGUCCAGAGGCAUUCAAAGUGGCCUGUGGAUCAGACUGUAGUAAUCAUUUUCCAUCCCAAACUCAGAAUAUACUUGAGAUGCAAGAUCAGUACAAUCAGUACAAUCAGUACAUAGAUUUUACACCUCAGGUCUCCCUGACUCUACCUGGCUCACCCUCCAAAAGCAGGGAUAAUAUUGUUCUCUCCCUGCUUAUUGCCAAACAGCCGCCUUUUAUACCUCCACAAAUAUUACAAUACAAAUAUUGUAUGACUAUAUUAAUCUACUUAACUGUUAGAAUGUUUACACAUUAUUAUCCUUGAAGCAUUUGCAUAUAAGCAGUAACAUUUAAGUCAAACUGAUAUUCAAUCUGCGUGCAUGGUUUUGGCAUGACUGGUAAAUAGUUCUAAAAUUUCUUAAAACUCCGGUUUUAAUACUGCGUAUAUCUUACUCUCGACGAUCUUGACUUGAGUGGUCAAAGUACUAAAGAGAACUCAUGUUGCCUGAAGUUAAUGCUGGACACGUCAUGUGACAUAAAUGUGAUCCAAUUUUGUUCAAUCACUUCAAUCACAUAAACGUCAUGUGUAGGAAUAAGGCCAUCGUAGUGCACAGUGGAGGUGACAAAAACCUGACGGCUAAUUUGAGAAGGAGGGCACAUGCGUCAAGCUGACUUGAGUGUGUGCUAUGUUAGCUACAUAGCAUUUGCAGGAUUUUUUUUUUAAAUGAGAACAUUCUUUGCAGUGAACCAUGGGCUUGUACUCGCAUACUUUCUACCAUGGAGCCUAACGGAGAAACAAAUCAUGGUGACAGAACGUAGUUUGGAUGGAAAACUCCUCUUUUUUCCCCAUUCAACAAUGAUUCAAAGAAAGGGUUUCUAUAUGCUGCAUGGAAUGAUCAUAACAUAUAUACAUAUUAUAGGAAGUAUAUAUGUAUAUAGACUAUAAAUGGCUGGAUUGGUACAGUUUAUUUAGUAACUGUUUGAAAGUAGUGAAUGCUUACUACUUUACUUACUAAAAAGGAGAUUUUGAGUGAAACGUAAGCAUGCCCAGAGGAUAUGCUGUAGGCCGACAGACUCUUUCAACUCAGUGCCUCUGCAUGCAUCAACUGUAUUGUCAUCUCCAUAUGUGUCAACUAAAAUCUCGUAUAUUUCAGCGAAACACAAAACUCCAUUACAUUAACCUGUGUCUGUUUUCUAUCUCAGAUGUCGCAAAUUAACCUAUUAUUAAAAGUGGGGAUGACAGCAACACAAACAGCCUAACAACGUGCAACGUGAAUCAGAUCAAAAACAAUCAUAUCAAACAAUGUCAUCAGACUUUCAAGUAACAGGGCUAACUUGAUAUUACCUUUUAAGGAAACAUGUCAAUUUAUGUUCUAUUGUUCAGGCCAGUUACUUCUAACUUUACCGCGCAAAUGCAUUUUGCACUUUUCCGUCUUUGACACUUUAUUUGACAAUGAAGGAAUGUGUUACAUUACAGUCUUGUUGGGUUUGGUGGACCAAAGUUCUGUAAUACAGCAUCGUGAUUUGAAGAGAGCAGGUCAGAGAAAGUGGCCUCACUGGUCUUGCCAUAAAAUAUUGUUAAUAUUAUGUACAGUUUCUCACUUGCCUUUUGUUAAAAAAAAAAAAUAAAUAAAAAGAAUUAUUAAAAGAACUGUAGCUAUUUAUCUGUAACUGUAGCUUUGUGUUUGCCUUUUGAGGAUAGAAAUGUUGUAUACCAGCAUGUGGCCCACUGUAUUGAUCUAUUAUUCAUAGAUUAUACACAAUAAUGACUCUGGUAUUGACCAUCUCUCUUGUCAGGAACACAGAGAUCCAGGGAUAGGUUUGAUCUCCCAUGGGCUGCUGAAAAUAAUACAAAAUGUCAAAUUGUGUAACAUUAAGCUCUGCUCUGUUUAAUAGAGUAACAUAAGGUAUUGUAAAUACUGUUAUUGAUAUCUAAUAGAGUAGGUUUCUUGGAUGUGGUCAAAGACUUCAACAGAGAAGGAUAUUAUUUAGUGCGGCAUCUUCACGGACACAAUUUAAAGGUUUGUUUUACUUCAGGAGCAAUGCGAGAACGUAUCUAUGAUAUUGUCAUUAUUGAAAAUACUGAAAUCAGUUCAUUUUCCUUUUUUUUUUUCCCCCAAUCGAGUCUCAAGACUCCUCAGUGUAGUGGCAUACUUUUGACUCCUUUUAUUUUGGUACCUUUGCAAGGCAAAAAUUAUUUGUACAAAUUCUAAAACAAAAUGACGCUUUUCUUUUCAGUUGGGUGGCUGCUUUGACGUUUAAUUGCCAUAUUAAGUAAAAGGUAUUUGGCCUUUUUGUUGUUUCUUUUCUUGUAGUAAACCUGCUGUACUUUGAUUUUGUGUUCCCCCUUUCCGCCCCGAUGCAUUGGGCCAGGCUGUCAUGCUGUCUUCUGAUAACUGGUGCCUUCCAUCCAGGAUGGCUGAGUUAGCUGGAGAACUGGUUGUGAUUUUUGAUUGUUCCUCUUUUUUCCAUAAUCCUGUUUUGAUGGGCUUCUGGACGUUGCUCUUAGUUCUUCCACUUUAAACUAUUGUUGUAUUUGUUAUAUUUUUAUUGCCCUCUGAGGUAAAUUAGACUCUUUGUUGUAAUUAUUGUUUCUUUUUUCUGAAAUAGACAAUUAAACUUUACUAGUUAUUGGAA